Rhodamnia argentea is the source of this 1101-nucleotide messenger RNA. RefSeq names its product probable serine/threonine-protein kinase At1g01540. NCBI's taxonomy places the organism in Eukaryota, Viridiplantae, Streptophyta, Magnoliopsida, Myrtales, Myrtaceae. The coding region runs from base 1 to 1101 and encodes 366 amino acids. Gene Ontology annotation, molecular function: protein kinase activity; ATP binding. Gene Ontology annotation, biological process: protein phosphorylation. Gene Ontology annotation, cellular component: plasma membrane. The transcript has 2 exons. The record is from RefSeq and is a predicted model, not a curated record.
AUGUGGCUCUUAGGAUUCUCCACUGCGAGAGCCAGGAGUUUCUUGAUAAUCGGAGCGAUUCUGCUGGUGAUCCUGCUCACCAUCGCCCUGAGGAAGCUGGUCGUCUACCUAGAUUCCCGGGAAGACCCCGGGGGCAGCGGCGACGAGGAGAAGCUGCAGGACUUGUCGAAGGCCACGUGCUCAGUGAGCUGCGCGGCGGUGAUCAGGACGUACGCGCUCGAGGAGCUCAGGUGCGCAACGAGGAACUUCAGGGUCAGGAUCGGGGUCGGGGCCACGUCUUACGUGUACCUGGCCGAGCUCGGGGAUGGGAGGUUCGGCGCGGUGAAGCGGGUGAUGGAGGAGAGGGGAGGGAGCAAGAAGAUGUUCUUGGAUGAAGUCUCGGUCUUGCUCAGGAUCUCUCAUCCUAACUUGGUGGGCUUGUUGGGUUUCUGCUUAGAGGCAGGAGAACAACUGCUCCUACUCGAGUAUGUUCCAAACAAGAGCUUGUUCGACAAGAUGCAUACUCAGCGCGGCCAGUCGGCCGGAACGCUCUCCUGGUCGAGCCGCUUGAGCAUAGCACUAGAUAUAGCGCGGGCCCUCGACUACCUCCAUUCGCAAGCGGACCCGCCGAUCAUCCACCGGGACAUCAAGUCGGCAAACGUCCUCCUGAUCGACAACGACCACGCCAAGCUCGCCGACUUCGGGCUCUGCAAGUUGGGCUAUGAGAGCUACUAUUCCCAAACUCCGUGCAUCAUCAAGGGCUCCUUCGGUUACGUCGACGUGAAUUACCUGAAGACGGGCCACGUGUCGCCUAAGAGCGACGUGUACAGCUUCGGAGUUCUCCUGCUCGAGCUAAUCACCGGGCUGAAAUCAAUGCAAGGCUCAGUGACGUUGCCCGAGUGGACCGAAGAUAGCCGGAAGCGCAAAGAAGACGAGGCAUUGAUCAAAAUGUUGGAUCCGAAACUGAACGACGAUGUCAAUAUGGAUCAACUGAGGAUGUUGGUUGACAUCGCUAAUUCGACUUUGGUGGAUUAUUCUGAAGCUAGACCUGAGAUGGGCCACAUCGUGCAUAGGCUUUCCAGUUGCAUGGAACUACAAUUUCAACCAGAAUUACCUGUUUAA